Molecule: messenger RNA, 931 nt
Organism: Bufo gargarizans (Asiatic toad)
Lineage: Eukaryota; Metazoa; Chordata; Amphibia; Anura; Bufonidae
Product: C-factor-like
Exons: 6
Coding region: 84-848 (254 amino acids)
Source: RefSeq, a predicted model, not a curated record
UGAGUACAGGGGGAGGAGGCGGCUGAGCAGUGAGGUCAGUUUGCCUCUGGCUCUCAGGGUAGUGUGUCUCCAAGACAGACAGAAUGAUUAGCAGUGUCCUCGUAACAGGCUCUAAUCGUGGGAUCGGGUUAGAACUGAUCAAGAAAUUUAUAGUUAAAUCCCAGCCUCCUGAGAAGAUAUUUGCAACCUGCAGGAACCCAAAUGGACCCCGGAGUGAGGAAUUAAGGAGUUUAGCUUCGAAGCAUAGCAAUAUUGUGCUACUUCCUCUGGACGCCACUGAUACAAACAGUGUGAAAGGAGCCGUAGUAGAAGUUGAAAAACAUCUGAACGGGUCUGGGUUAAAUCUGCUAAUAAACAAUGCUGGAGUGAUGCCACGUGUAAACCUGGACAAGGUGGAUGCUGAUGAUAUGAUCGAUACCUUCAGAACAAAUGUGGUUGGACCCAUGCAAGUAACCCAGGCUUUUUAUCCAUUGCUGAAGAAAUCUGCAGAAAAUAAUGCACAGGAGCCUUUAGGCUGCAAGAGGGCAGCUCUGGUGAAUGUGUCAUCUUUGCUGGGCUCUAUUGAAAAAACCUCAUUGACCUUUGAUGUUGAAAAACAAGUUGUAUCCUACCGAAUCAGCAAGGCCGCUCUGAAUAUGCUUACGCGUUUGCAAUCUGAAUCAUACAAGAAGGAUGGUAUUAUUUGUACAGCUCUUCACCCUGGCUGGGUUAAAACAGAAAUGGGAACUGAGCGGGCUCCCCUGACAACUGAUGAAAGUGCAACUGGAAUUAUGGAAGUUCUUAAUUCUCUCUCUGAGAAACAAAAUGGCAUUUUGGUCUGCUGGGAUGGAAGUGUACUGCCCUGGUGAGACCGUGAAGAUUCAAUGUCCACCUGCAUGUCAUCUCUAUAAUGAAAACAUCUGAAAAUAAAUGCUAGUGUUAUGUAAGAAGA